Molecule: messenger RNA, 1134 nt
Organism: Rana temporaria (common frog)
Lineage: Eukaryota; Metazoa; Chordata; Amphibia; Anura; Ranidae
Product: olfactory receptor 1G1-like
Exons: 1
Coding region: 43-921 (292 amino acids)
Biological process (GO): G protein-coupled receptor signaling pathway
Cellular component (GO): membrane
Molecular function (GO): olfactory receptor activity; G protein-coupled receptor activity
Source: RefSeq, a predicted model, not a curated record
UCUUUUCUUACUCUUGUGGGUCUAUCAGACCAUCCACUGACCAUGAAUGGACUUUUUGUGUUCUUCCUUCUCAUCUAUCUGAUGACUCUUAUCACAAACCUUCUUAUUUUUUUCUUGGUCCUCACUGACUACAAUCUGCACAACCCAAUGUAUUUUUUUCUUGCCAACUUGGCAUUUCUGGACAUGUCCUAUUCAUCAGUGACGGCACCAAGGAUGCUCUUUGAUUUGGUCACAAGAAUCCGAUCAAUAUCCAUUCCUGCCUGUAUAUCCCAAGUCUUUUUCUACACCUCAUUUGUUUGCUCAGAACUUUUCUUGCUCUCGGCUAUGUCCUAUGACCGCUACAUUGCCAUCUGCCACCCUCUACAUUACAAACUAAUUAUGUCUUGGAGGGUCUGUACUUGUAUGGCCUCUCUGGUCUGGGUUGCAGGAUAUUCUAUCUCUUUGACCUAUGCUUUAUUUUUGCUCAGGUUGUCCUUUUGCAGAACAUCUUCCAUCCACAACUUCUUCUGUGACCUCCCACACUUAUAUCAAAUUACAUGUACUGACCCCUUCAUAAAUAUGAUGAUCGUAUUUUUAUUAGGUGGUAGUACAGGAUUGGGAGCCUUUCUUUUGACCUUUAUUCCCUAUGUCUAUAUUUUCAGGACCAUCCUCAGAAUCCGUAGCAAGACUGGAAAGAGGAAAGCCUUCUCCACCUGCACAUCACACCUCACCGUGGUCUUCAUCUUUUAUGGCUGCUUCAUUUUUAUUUACUUGGUCCCCACUUCCAGCGAUAUGGUCACUUUAAAUAAACUGUUCUCAGUCAUAACUUCCCUUAUUAACCCAUUGCUGAAUCCUCUGAUCUACAGCCUGAGGAACAAGGACCUUAUGGAGGCACUUAUGAAGUCGUAUUAUCACCUAAAAUUAAUCCAGGCGUCAUGGUGAAAAUGUCAUUGUGAACGUUGACACUUUUUUUUUAUUUCUGUGCCAUUUUUCAGUUGUUUAAAAAAUUGUCCUUUAUAAAAUGUAAACAUGUCGGGAGCUCGUAGUUGCACUUACCUUUACAUGAACAGGAGACAUUGUACCCCACAAACCAAAUGUAGCAGUUUCAUUACACUUUAGUUAUCCUUAAAAUAUUUGUCUACCAUUUUAAUGUAC